CGCACACACCAAGACAGAGUGUGCUGGGCAGUAGCUGUGGCGAUUAAUGACUUUUAGCACACUCCAGAUUGACACAGUUCAUCUAGCUAUGGAAGAAGUUAUACAUUCUGGGACAUGUCCUGAAUUAAAAGAUUUGGAAGUAAAACUUGGCAUGAAGACACCGGAGAGUUUGUUGAGAUGCAUGAGGGAGGAUUACACAAGUGAUGAACGCGCCCUGGAUACUGAUGAGAGACUGUCCAUGAUUCUUCCCGAGGAACUUUUUGAGAAAAUGAAAAGCCUGAAACUUCAGAUGUUACAUCUCUUACAGGAGCAGGUGCGAUCGGCAGACGUGAGAAUUUUGCGCCAGUUGCUGUCCCUGCAUGAAGGUGUGGAGAUGCUCCGAUGGCUACAGGGUGAUCGGAGCACCCUCACCAGUCUAACGGGUAGCCUGACAGGCAGUCAGUCCAGCCUGGGAGAGGCGGCUGUUAUGGUCCACGAACCCGGUGGCGAGUCCCCCGGCUGUUGCCCAAGUACACCACCUGAAUCUACACACAGGCCGUGUCCCUCGCCCUCCGGGUCCGCGCAGUGCUCUACAUCAUGUGACGGUUCUAGUGAGAUCUCUAAUCAAGCCUGCUCAACAGUGUCCAGUCCAUCUGCUCCAACAGCCUCAUCACAUGAGGGUGGCCCAGCGGAUCUCAAAGUACUAGCUGCCGUUCUCCAGAGGCCCACCAAGAUGGACUGCAGCAAAGAUCAGUUUGUAGGCACUGCGUCAUCUGAUGACAGUGGGCUGGCUCAAAGCAGAGUUGUGAAGGGUGAAGUGAUUGACCACAGUGAGGGAGGUAUCCCGUCUACCCAGGGGGAACCUGAGCUCUCCUUAGGUCAGAGUGAGGCCCUGCUGGGCUAUGAUACACACUGGUGCUGGGUGGAGUCAAAGGAUGAUGUGACCUUCCUAUGAUAAGCUUCCAUUUUUUCAGCUGUAGCCCAUUCAUCUCACUGAGAAAAAGGUGACAUUGGUUGCAGAAUGAGUAGCAAGGAAUCAAUACAUAGCAGAUCUGUUAGCCAGUUUAGUUGAGUUCUACACAAGUCGUUAGUUACAUAGUGCAACAUUUGUAUUUUUUGCACUACAUGUGAGAAAUCGGUACAGGUUUAAAAAGUAAAGUUUCUCCAUGCCAGCCAGCAUAUCAUGGGUUUAGAUCUUUCCAUCAUUUCUACAAACACUGAAUGUUAUUGUGUGCACUGUAAUGGUUGUGAAGACAGCAGUUAUAAGAUGUCAAAGGCUAUUUGAUUUGUACAAUUAAAUCACAUGGGUUGACAACUCCCCCACACAGCAUAAAUGGCUCUUCAACUCAAGAAAUCACAACAUCCUGUAUAAAGCUGUUUCACAGCUACUGUCAGCUCAUGAAUGUUGCUAUUCGGGAUAUAUGGCUGCAGUGAUAAUUAAGUGUUUGAUUAUUUAAAAAGAGACUUUAAUCAUUAAAAAGUCAUUAAUAAUGCUAACAACUCUAAGACCAUGUGACUAGAGUCUAAAACCCAGUGUGUCUGAUGAUUUUGACAGCUAACGGUCAUCUCCUCAAGAGUGCAGGACUUUCCAAUGAGGUUAAUAUGUGAGCAAUGUGUAAAGAUAAGACCUUCUGCUGAACAGAGAUACUGCUGGCAGGCAGUUAUCUAGUGCUGAAGGUCGAGGAACAGAGAUGGAAGUUUUAGUAACAAGUGUUUUUACUAAAGCGUUUACAGUUUCUGUAAAAUGUCUCUAAUUUUUAGGGAAGCUAAAUGUAAAAUGCACAGUGUGCAUAUGUUUUGUUCCAUAUCCCCUUUUAAAGUGAUAACCUAUGUAAUAAAAUAAGCUAAACCAA
Sardina pilchardus (European sardine) is the source of this 1832-nucleotide messenger RNA. Its product is annotated as leucine rich adaptor protein 1-like. Lineage: Eukaryota; Metazoa; Chordata; Actinopteri; Clupeiformes; Clupeidae. The record is from RefSeq and is a predicted model, not a curated record. Gene Ontology annotation, biological process: positive regulation of canonical NF-kappaB signal transduction. The transcript is spliced from 2 exons. Bases 47 to 934 code for a protein of 295 amino acids.